AACAGUGACCCUCUUUCAAAGAUCGGCAUUGCGCCCCUUUCUGUGCCUCCGACCUCUUCCAUUUCCAUCCUAGCCCCAGUCACUUCUUCUUCUUCUUCAUUUCCAGUUGCGCUGAGUGCGAACCCCUCCCCGCACUUGACCCCUGCCGCGCGUGCCUACAUAGCACUUUCCUGACCUCAGCCUCAUCACUUCUUGUGCUGUUGUUAGGCUUCGAGUCGCUUCCUGCUUCUGUCAUCUCUUUGUUUUCAACAAAACUGUCUCGGGUCCCCCCUCCCUCCCCAAUCGCCUCUCGUCCCGAGUGCGCUUUUUCUUCCAUCCCGUCUCGUCUUCGGGCAAGCAACACAUCGCCGCCGCCGCCGCCACCAUCCGUUAUCAUGGCUGCAACAUUUCGUCCCGUCAACACGCCUCUGUUGUCGCCCUCGGCCGACUCGCCAAUGGUGGACUCGACGACAAUAACGUCACCAACCACUCCCAGACCCAGCACCGCCCCGAGUCAGUCGUCGUCAUCCCGACCUUUGGACGACAACACCAACAACAACAACCCUGCGACGACAACGCCCAACCGCACACCCAACUUUGGUGCCGGCGCACUGGCUUCGCAACAGCCGCUUCCCACAUCGCCCUUUCCCGACUCUGUUCAGCUCCCCGACAUCACGGACCGCAGCAACAGCAUGCCUAGGCGAGAAAAUUCGCAGCACUCACGCAAGUCCAAGGACUCGGACGACAUGGAUAUGGAUGACUCGGAAGGCGAGGGAGCGGGCGAAGACGGCCACGCAUCGGACGAUGAGGAGAUCAACGCGGAUGGCACAAAGUCGAAAAAGAAAAAGUCGCAGAGGUUUUAUUGCACAGACUAUCCGCCAUGUAACCUCAGUUUCACGAGAAGUGAACACCUGGCACGACACAUAAGGAAACACACUGGUGAAAGGCCGUUUCAGUGCCACUGCGGUCGCCGCUUCUCCCGCCUCGACAACCUCAGGCAGCAUGCCCAAACCGUGCACGUCAACGAAGAGAUUCCAGGUGACUCGCUCGCCGCGACCGGGACAAGGUUUCAGAGGCAGAUCAGGACAGACAGAGUGCGCCAAGCGGGUGGCAGGGCAAGGGCGGCAACCGCGGGUAGCGUUAUGCCCGUCGUGCGUGGUCAUUCCAAGUCCAUGUCCACGUCAAGCAUUCCCAACAUCAGCCAGCUAGGUGCUCCGUAUGGUGCCAGCGAUGCCCGUCGCCGGCCUCCGCCAUUGGUCAUGGCUGACCCUCGCUCGAGGCUAUCGAUGGAAUACCAUGGUCCCGAUGGCGCCUAUCAUAGGGGUGCUUCACCGAGCGACUUUGGCACUCCCACCUCUGCCACCUUCUCGACCGGACAGAACAGCCCCCGAUGGGUGCCCGGUAUGGUAUCACCAAACUCUUCACACUCGCGCUCGCACAGUAUGUAUGUCGCCGGGGCUAGGACACCUGGCCGUCGUCUGAGCGUGCCUUCGGGCGGCAAUCCGUUUCAGUCACCGCACGGCGCCAAUGUUCGGGGUCCCCUCUUUGGCCCUCCCGGUAUCAACACGUCCAACAACGGUGCUUUCUCGCCAAGUCAGAGCACCCUGCUAGCAUCGCCCACAGUGUCGAACGCGAGCGGCUGGUCGAGGCGGGAUUCUCUCUCGAGCUUGGCCGACGAUGCCUGGCGUCGGCGCACCUGGCAUCCGGAGAGUCGUGAAUUCAAUAACGGCAUCAGCCGGCUGCGCGAAGUCAUCACGCCUUCGCAGUUCCCCCAUGCUCCUCCCCCGAUUGCUAACCCAGCCAACCAAUCGCCACAGCCCUUCCGUUUGCCUGGCAUAGAGUCCUUUGACCUUGACGAGCCCCAUCGGCCGCUGUCGCCUCCCCGCCGUUUGCCGUCACCGAUGAUGGUCGAUGCUCCCCGGUCUGCUCAGCACCAGCCCCCUCAUCCGAACGAGAUGGGCUUCAACCGCCCCCGCGAACUGUCGGCCCAAUGGGAUACGAACCUCCACCGCGGCCUGACAGGGCUCAAUAUUAACACGCAGACCCCGCCUCGCGAUGGGGCUUCAGCAUGGGCAAACGAGGUCAAUCAUUCUGUCAUGUCGCAGGCAGAUCGGGUCCGGGCUCCUCAGGGACAACAGCAGACUGUGCGGUUCGACACGGAAGUGCAUACCGUUCUUGCCCCUCUGUCUCACCAGCAUCAACAUCAACAGCCAAGUGGACCACCACCACCACCCUACGGAAGGGGUCACCACCAUACCAUGUCCGCUCCGGUGAUUCCUUCCCAAAGAGAUCCCAAGAGACACGGUUGGUAUCACGGACCGAACGGGCCGGCCGGAGAGACGAUCCACGAGGGACGGGCGCACGUGGACAGGAUCAUGCAUCCAAAUGUGGCCGCGUUUCAGGGGUUUCCUGCUAGGGAGCGGGAACAACCACCGCAGCAGCAGCAAGCGCCACAGUCAACUGGACUGCAACAACAUCAUCACCAGGGUUAUCAGCAGCAGCAGCAGCAUCAGCACCAAGGGCCACCGGUAGGACAUCAGCAACAGCAAGGAGGAGUGCCACCAACGAUGGAGAGGAUUCUGGAGAGGCCGCAUCCAAACGCGCACGGGCACCCCGUGCAUGCUCAUCCGCAUCAACAUCAGCACGGUCCUCCAACUGGCGGGGAUACGGCAUCGCUUAGGAGGCUGGAGGCGUUGGUGGCUGUGGCUGUGGGUUCGAGUGAGGGGACUACGGCUGCUGCUUAUUAGGGUGGGCAGGGGCAGUCACGGGCGCAUGAUUAUACAGUUGCACGCAUCGCACCCAUAAGACUUCCAGGAAGUCAAGUACGGAAGGAAGAAGAGGAAAAUACUCAGCAAGGAA
Molecule: messenger RNA, 2838 nt
Organism: Neurospora tetraspora
Lineage: Eukaryota; Fungi; Ascomycota; Sordariomycetes; Sordariales; Sordariaceae
Exons: 2
Coding region: 375-2726 (783 amino acids)
Biological process (GO): regulation of transcription by RNA polymerase II
Cellular component (GO): chromatin
Molecular function (GO): RNA polymerase II cis-regulatory region sequence-specific DNA binding; DNA-binding transcription factor activity, RNA polymerase II-specific
Source: RefSeq, a predicted model, not a curated record